AAGCCAUUGCAAGUAAAGAGCAAAAGCUUGUUUAUUAACAAGUGCAAAGAACUCGAGGAUCACGCGUUCUUCUGCUUAUACGUUAUCCAAAAACCAAAGCGUUCAUGUUUAUGCAGAGUUAUGUUAUGCUUCUCAGUACACGACAACCUUAACGCAAAUCCAAUACUCGCUCCUUUCUUCUACUAGUAUUAUUUUUAAUUAUCACCCAUUUAUCUUCUAUAGCUCAUCUCUCUGUUCUCCAAUAGAAAAAUGAAUGACCUCAACCCAUUGAUCUAAUUUCUCUCUCUCUCUCUCUCUCUCUCUCUCAGGUCAUUUAUUUGUUUUCGUUUCUUGGAACAUCUCCGGAAGGCUUUCCUCUCUCUUCCCCUUCUUUCCUUUUCUUGCUCUAUUUUUGUUGUAUUUUCUUUCUCUUUCUCAGUCUCUUGGUUUUGGUCUGUCUAUCUCUCUCUUGUUUCGGUCGGUGAUUUGUUUCUAGCUUUUCAGUAGAUAAAGAGAAGUGUAGACAAGAGAGAGCAUUUGAAGUUGCAUAGUUUAUCUACUUAAGCAGGGAAGGCGAAGAGUAAUAAAUAAACGAUAAAUAUGGUGGAAACAGCCAACAACCAACAGCCACCUCCACCUCAAGCGGCGGCCCCACCACCUCCACCUCCAUCUCUUGCCGUUUCAAGGGGUCCCACUUGGACUCCGGCCGAGCAGCUCCAGCAGCUCCAGUACUGCAUCCAUUCCAACCCUUCCUGGCCUCAGACAGCUUUUCUGGCAUUUCAACACUAUAUUGUGAUGCUUGGAACUAUAGUUUUAAUUGCCAGCAAUCUUGUGCCGCGAAUGGGUGGGGACCAUGGUGAUAAAGCCCGUGUGAUUCAAACAUUACUCUUCAUGGCGGGGGUGAAUACACUGAUUCAAACAUUCAUUGGAACAAGGCUUCCCACUGUGAUGAGUGCAUCAGUUGCAUUCACCUUACCAGUGUUGUCGAUCAUCAAGGAUUUGUCCGAUGAAAACUUUGCAGAUGAGCAUGAUAGAUUUACCCACACUAUGAGAACUAUUCAAGGAUCGUUAAUUGUUUCUUCCUUCGUCAAUAUCAUCCUUGGGUUUAGUUUUGCAUGGGCCAAUUUGAUAUGCUUAUUUACCCCCAUUGUUAUAGUACCAGUGGCUUGUGUGGUGGGGCUUGGUCUGUUCAUGAGGGGCUUCCCACUGCUUGCUAACUGCGUGGAGAUUGGCCUGCCUAUGCUGAUUAUACUAGUCAUUUGCCAGUAUUUGAAGCAUCUCCAUCCAAGGAGCCGUCCUAUACUUGAAAGGUUUGGCUUGCUUUUCUGUGUUGGAAUUGUCUGGGCUUUUGCUGCUAUCCUUACUGUUGCUGGUGCCUACAACAAUGUUGGAGAACAAACUAAAAUGAGUUGUCGCACAGAUCGAUCCUAUCUUAUAUCAUCUGCUCCAUGGGUUCGAGUCCCAUACCCUUUUCAGUGGGGUGCUCCCAUAUUUAGAGCAAGCCAUGUCUUUGGGAUGAUGGGGGCAGCGCUUGUUUCAUCUGCAGAGUCCACCGGAACAUAUUUUGCCGCAGCAAGGCUUGCAGGUGCUACACACCCUCCAGCACAUGUUCUUACCAGAAGUAUUGGUCUGCAGGGUGUUGGCAUGCUGCUUGAAGGAAUCUUUGGUGCUGCUGUUGGCAACACUGCUUCUGUUGAAAAUGUUGGCCUUCUUGGACUUACACACAUUGGGAGCCGAAGAGUGGUGCAGAUAUCAACUGCUUUCAUGAUCUUUUUCUCCAUAUUUGGGAAGUUUGGUGCCUUGUUUGCGUCUAUUCCUCUGCCAAUAUUUGCUGCUAUAUAUUGUGUUCUAUUUGGAAUUGUUGCUGCUAUUGGGAUUUCCUUUAUACAGUUCUCUAACAAUAACUCCAUGAGAAACCAUUACAUCUUGGGCUUGUCUUUGUUCCUUGGGAUAUCAAUACCUCAAUAUUUUGUCAGCAACACCACCAUGGAAGGGCAUGGACCAGUUAAAACAGAUGGUGGAUGGUUCAAUGACAUAUUGAACACAAUUUUCUCAUCACCUCCGACCGUGGCAAUGAUCAUUGGAACGUUGCUGGAUAACACACUUGAUGCAAGGCAUACCAUUAAUGACAGAGGAAUUCCAUGGUGGAAACCUUUCCAGCACCACAAGGGGGAUGUUCGAACUGAGGAGUUUUACAGUCUUCCUCUCCGGAUAAACGAGUGGUUACCCUCUAGAUAUCUCUGAAGAAAAAAACUCACCUCGUUGUAUAGUAGGCAUACAAGCAGCAAAUUUCAUGUUCUUAAAUCUUAAUAAGACAAAGCUGUAACAAUUGGUGAAGGUUCGUUUUUUAUUUUAUUGUACUGAAAGGUUGAUCUCAAAAUCGUUUAUUUCUAA
Molecule: messenger RNA, 2373 nt
Organism: Hevea brasiliensis (rubber tree)
Lineage: Eukaryota; Viridiplantae; Streptophyta; Magnoliopsida; Malpighiales; Euphorbiaceae
Product: nucleobase-ascorbate transporter 3
Exons: 14
Coding region: 580-2223 (547 amino acids)
Biological process (GO): transmembrane transport
Cellular component (GO): plasma membrane; plasmodesma
Molecular function (GO): transmembrane transporter activity
Source: RefSeq, a predicted model, not a curated record